AUGACUGACAAAGGACAAUUCGAGGAGGGCUACAAGGUGCCGGUAACACACCAAGACUUCCCAGGCAAGGAGGGAAAACUGCCCGUCACCCCUCUGUUCGACCGAGUUCCGACAGCCGAUGGCGGCUCCAAACUGUAUCAAGCUGCUGGGAAGCUUGAGGGACUGAAGGCUGUUAUCACUGGCGGUGACUCUGGCAUCGGUCGCGCCACGGCCAUAUUGUUCGCCAUGGAAGGGGCCGACUCUUUGAUCGCAUACCUCCCCGAUGAGGAGGAGGACGCACAGGAAACCAAGAAGCGUGUCGAGGAUUACGGCCGCAAGUGCUACCUUGUGCCGACUGACAUCACUGAUCGCGCCAACUGCCAAAAGAUUGUCGACACCGCCCUGGAGAAGCUUGGCGGCAUCGACAUUCUGUUCAACAACGCCGCAUACCAGAUGAUGGUUGAAAACAUCAAGGACCUGAAGGAGGAACAAUGGAUCCACACCUUCAACACCAACAUCCACCCCAUCUUCUACUUGUCCAAGUACGCUUUGCCUCACAUGAAGAAGGGCUCAACAAUCAUCAACAACGCGAGCAUCAACGCAUACAUUGGUCGACCGGAUCUUCUGGACUACACGUCCACCAAGGGCGCCAUCAUUUCGUUCACCAGAGGAUUGAGCAACCAGUACUGCGACAAGGGCAUCCGCGUUAACGCAGUCGCCCCGGGCCCUGUUUGGACGCCGUUGAUUCCUGCGACCAUGAACGACGACGCCCAGAAGCAGUUCACGAGCCCCAUCGGACGCCCGUCUCAGCCUUCUGAGAUUGCGACCUGCGUAGUGUUCCUCGCCUCUACCGACAGCGCUAGCAUUACGGGACAGACCAUCCACUGCAACGGAGGUGUUAUUGUUAACGGUUAA
Colletotrichum spaethianum is the source of this 894-nucleotide messenger RNA. Its product is annotated as putative oxidoreductase. The record is from RefSeq and is a predicted model, not a curated record. Bases 1 to 894 code for a protein of 297 amino acids. Gene Ontology annotation, molecular function: oxidoreductase activity. NCBI's taxonomy places the organism in Eukaryota, Fungi, Ascomycota, Sordariomycetes, Glomerellales, Glomerellaceae. The transcript is spliced from 3 exons.